AUGGCAAACGCGUUCGAUGACGGCGCCCUGAAGGCCCACGGCCGGGCGGCCGGCGGCUGGAAGUCCUGGUCCACCAAGAAACGACUGCUUGUCAUCGGCAGCGUCCUCCUCGUCAUCGUCGCGCUGGCCGUCGGCCUCGGCGUCGGCCUGGGUAUCGGACUGGGCGGCGGCGGCGGCGGUGAAGAAGAGGGCGGUGGUGAGGGCGAGACGCCCGGAGGCGGGGGCAACGUGACGACGGCCAAGUGGCAGCCAGCGGUGGGCACAAAGUGGCAGAUCGUGCUGUACUACCCGCUCAACGACACGUCGGUCGACGCAGACAUCUACGAUAUCGACCUCUUCAACAACGACAAGGCGACGCUGGACGCGCUGCACAAGCAAGGCCGCAAGGUGAUCUGCUACUUCUCGGCGGGCAGCUGGGAGAACUGGCGGCCAGACAAGGAUAAGUUCAAGGACUCGGACAAGGGCAGCGUGAUGGACGGGUGGCCGAACGAGAAGUGGCUGAACCUGCGGUCGGCGAACGUGCGGUCGAUCAUGCAGACGCGGCUGGACAUGGCGGUGCAGAAGGGCUGCGACGGCGUCGACCCGGACAACGUCGACGCGUACGACAACGACGGCGGCGGGCUCGACCUGACGGCGGAGGACUCGAUCGACUACAUGACCUGGCUGGCGAACGAGGCGCACGGGCGCAACAUGUCCAUCGGGCUCAAGAAUGCCGGCCAGAUCAUCCCGUCCGUCAUCAAGAACAUGCAGUGGAGCGUCAACGAGCAGUGCGCGCAGUACAGCGAGUGCGACACCUAUGCGCCGUUCGUGCAGCAGGGCAAGCCCGUCUUCCACAUCGAGUAUCCCAAGGGCGACGACACCAACAACCAGAUGUCGGUGACGGCGAGCCAGAAGAACAAAGCCUGCGACUUUGGGUACGGCAAUUUCUCGACGGUCAUCAAGAAUAUGGAUCUGGAUAAUUGGAUUGAGACGUGCUAG
This is a messenger RNA of Aspergillus terreus NIH2624, 978 nucleotides long. RefSeq names its product endo alpha-1,4 polygalactosaminidase. The record is from RefSeq and is a predicted model, not a curated record. NCBI's taxonomy places the organism in Eukaryota, Fungi, Ascomycota, Eurotiomycetes, Eurotiales, Aspergillaceae. Bases 1 to 978 code for a protein of 325 amino acids. The transcript has a single exon.